AUGAGAAAAAUCCUAUCCUGUCGAUGCUUUCGGCGACUUAGUAAGAACUGCACGGAGAGUGAUGCAUUCUUAAUUUUCGAAUUAUUUGUUAAAAGAUCAUUAUUUGAUUGA
Molecule: messenger RNA, 111 nt
Organism: Brugia malayi
Lineage: Eukaryota; Metazoa; Nematoda; Chromadorea; Rhabditida; Onchocercidae
Exons: 2
Coding region: 1-111 (36 amino acids)
Source: RefSeq, a predicted model, not a curated record